GCAGCUCCUACUACGACAACAACUGCAGAUCCUAGUACAACAACAACUGCAGCUCCUAGUACAACAACCACUGCAGCUCCUAGUACAACAACCACUGCAGCUCCUAGUACAACAACCACUGCAGUUCCUGCUACGACAACCACUGCAGCUCCUACUACGACAACAACUGCAGAUCCUAGUACAACAACAACUGCAGCUCCUAGUACAACAACCACUGCAGCUCCUACUACGACAACAACUGCAGCUCCUAGUACAACAACAACUGCAGCUCCUAGUACAACAACUGCAGCUCCUACUACGACAACAACUGCAGCUCCUAGUACAACAACCACUGCAGUUCCUGCUACGACAACCACUGCAGCUCCUACUACGACAACAACUGCAGAUCCUAGUACAACAACAACUGCAGCUCCUAGUACAACAACCACUGCAGCUCCUACUACGACAACAACUGCAGCUCCUAGUACAACAACAACUGCAGCUCCUAGUACAACAACUGCAGCUCCUACUACGACAACAACUGCAGAUCCUAGUACAACAACAACAACUGCAGCUCCUAGUACAACAACCACUGCAGCUCCUAGUACAACAACCACUGCAGCUCCUAGUACAACAACCACUGCAGCUCCUGCUACGACAACCACUGCAGCUCCUACUACGACAACAACUGCAGCUCCUACUACGACAACAACUGCAGCUCCUACAACAACAACCACUGCAGCUCCUAGUACAACAACUUCAGCUCCUAGUACAACAACAACUGCAGCUCCUAGUACAACAACCACUGCAGCUCCUACUACGACAACAACUACAACUGCUACUACGACAACAACUGCAGCUCCUAGUACAACAACCACUGCAGCUCCUACUACGACAACAACUACAACUACCACUGCAGCUCCUACUACGACAACAACUGCAGCUCUUACUACGACAACAACUGCAGCUCCUACAACAACAACAACUGCAGCUCCUACUACAACAACCACUGCAGCUCCUAGUACGACAACAACUGCAGCUCCUACUACGACAACAACUGCAGCUCCUAGUACAACAACAACUGCAGCUCCUACUACAACAACCACUGCAGCUCCUAGUAUAACAACAACUGCAGCUCCUACUACGACAACAACUGCAGCUCCUAGUACAACAACCACUGCAGCUCCUAGUACAACAACCACUGCAGCUCCUAGUACAACAACAACUGCAGCUCCUACUACGACAACAACUGCAGCUCCUAGUACAACAACUGCAGCUCCUAGUACAACAGCUGCAGCUCCUAGUACAACAACAACUGCAGCUCCUAGUACAACAACCACUGCAGCUCCUACUACGACAACAACUACAGCUGCUACUACGACAACAACUGCAGCUCCAAGUACAACAACUGCAGCUCAGAGUACAACAACAACUGCAGCUCCUAUUACAACAACCACUGCAGCUCCUAGUACAACAACUGCAGCUCCUAGUACAACAACAACUGCAGCUCCUAGUACAACAACCACUGCAGCUCCUACUACGACAACAACUACAGCUGCUACUACGACAACAACUGCAGCUCCAAGUACAACAACUGCAGCUCAGAGUACAACAACAACUGCAGCUCCUAUUACAACAACCACUGCAGCUCCUACUACGACAACAACUGCAGCUCCUAGUACGACAACAACUGCAGCUCCUACUACGACAACAACUGCAGCUCCUAGUACAACAACCACUGCAGCUCCUAGUACAACAACCACUGCAGCUCCUAGUACAACAACAACUGCAGCCCCUACUACGACAAUAACUGCAGCUCCUAGUAUAACAACAACUGCAGCUCCUAGUACAACAACCGCUGCAGCUCCUACUACGACAACAACCGCUGCUCCCACUACGACAACAACUGCAGCUCCUAGUACGACAACAACUGCAGCUCCUACUACGACAACAACUGCAGCUCCUACUACGACAACAACUGCAGCUCCUACAACAACAACUGCAGCUCCUAGUACAACAACUUCAGCUCCUAGUACAACAACAACUGCAGCUCCUAGUACAACAUCCACUGCAGCUCCUACUACGACAACAACUACAGCUGCUACUACGACAACAACUGCAGCUCCUAGUACAACAACCACUGCAGCUCCUAGUACAACAACAACUGCAGCUCCUAGUACAACAACCACUGCAGCUCCUAGUACAACAACCACUGCAGCUCCUACUACGACAACAACUGCAGCUCCUACUAUGACAACAACUGCAGCUCCUAGUACAACAACAACUGCAGCCCCUACUACGACAAUAACUGCAGCUCCUAGUAUAACAACAACUGCAGCUCCUAGUACAACAACCGCUGCAGCUCCUACUACGACAACAACCGCUGCUCCUAGUACAACAACCACUGCAGCUCCUAGUACAACAACUGCAGCUCAGAGUACAACAACAACUGCAGCUCCUGCUACGACAACCACUGCAGCUCCUACUACGACAACAACUGCAGCUCCUGCUACGACAACAACUGCAGCUCCUACAACAACAACAACUGCAGCUCCUACUACAACAACCACUGCAGCUCCUAGUACGACAACAACUGCAGCUCCUACUACGACAACAACUGCAGCUCCUAGUACAACAACAACUGCAGCUCCUACUACAACAACCACUGCAGCUCCUACUACGACAACAACUGCAGCUCCUAGUACAACAACUGCAGCUCCUACUACGACAACUACAGCUCCUAAAACAACAACUACAGCUCCUAAUACAACAACUACAGCUCCUAAUACAACAACUACAGCUCCUAAUACAACAACAAUAACUUUAGCUAAUUUCACAACCACUACUGAGCUACCAAAAACUACACAAAUGACCACUACAACUAAAUCUGCCGGACAGUCAACCACGAAUAGUGGGCUUAGUUAUAAGUUUGUACUGAGGGUGAAAUUUUCCAUGAUGACAGUCCAAACCGAAUCUGAGAUCUUGAAUCAGCUUCGUGAGUAUCUGAUCAGACAAGGGCUGCCAUUGGACUCUACACUGCGAUUGAUAUCCAUUCAGAGCUAGUUGUCGGGGUGAAGAGGAGAAGGACACCGGAGAGAAAACACAGACAGAACAGAAUACAAAACUGAUCACUGAGAUAUUUUACACACAUAAUUUACAAUAGAUUAUCUUGCAGAUUACACUCUUACCCCAUGACCUAUGGUAACUGGACCUAAUGUACUAGUAACUAAAUACCUACCGUACCUUCAGAAAGUUCCCUUGACUUUUCCCUCAUUUUGUUGUGUUACAAAGUGAGAAGAAAAAAUCUAACAUUUGUAAAAAAUAUAUACAUGAUCAAUAAAACACUAAUAUAUCUUGA
This is a messenger RNA of Oncorhynchus kisutch (coho salmon), 3337 nucleotides long. Its product is annotated as mucin-5AC-like. The annotation marks the transcript as partial. The transcript is spliced from 4 exons. The record is from RefSeq and is a predicted model, not a curated record. NCBI's taxonomy places the organism in Eukaryota, Metazoa, Chordata, Actinopteri, Salmoniformes, Salmonidae.